AUGGAGUCAUCAGCGACUUCCGAGAAACACUCCUCGAGACCGUACGCACACAAGAGAUCCUCGACUCUUCAAUCCAUCAGUUCGUUCCUUGGUGGCGGCGCCGGCAACUCCAAAAGAGAGUCCGCAUCACCGCGUGCGGCACUUGCAUCCAUCCCAGCACCAGCCGACGACGAAUUUCUUAAUCUCGAUAUCAAUACUGCCUUAUUCCCCAAUGGGUCUUCCGACCCCGCUGCAUCACCACACGCCUUUCGCGACCUGGUUUCCAAUGCCGAAGCAACCAUCCUACGGAUCCAAACUGCGUACAAGCUCCGCACCAUGGCCUUGCACGAUAUUUCGGCUGAGAAGAGCGCACAAGCCGACGAACUCGAAGAGUCACAAACCCGAGCUCGUCAUCUCAAGAUGCAGCUCGACGACCUCUCCGCCAAAGUAUCCGAGCAGGAGAGGACCAUGAAGGAACUAGCCGAGGAGCUCUCUGCCGAGCGGCAACGCCGUUACGAGGAAGAGGAAGCGCGCAAGCGUACGAUAACACUCGUCAAGAAGCCCGCGAGCAUUCCCAUGGACGGCGGCGAUAACAACGACAACAAGACACUUGCUGCAACAAAGCGCAUUUCCCGCGCCAGCGACUCUGGCUUUGAAUCAGAAGACGAGAGUUGCGCAGAGAGCGUUUUCUCACGAGUACAUGAUCGUGCGGAUGCUGCUUCCCCGGCCGGCACAAUGUUUACGUCUGCAUCGGGUUUGACAUCUCCAGUGGAAUUAGUAUCCUCGUCUGCUCCUUUUCCAUUAUUUUCCUCCUCGUCUCCCAGUGUACAGAAGCCGCCGAACGAACACGCAGAGGAUAAGCCAGAUGAUCCGUCAGUCACACCAACCCAACGAUCAUCCAUACCGCCCCAGCGCUCGUCGGCGUUUCAGAAGAUGCUCAGAGGCAUUGGCGCAACGUCCAUGGCCAAGGCAGCCGAGGCGGGUCUCGGUGGCUGCGCGAACUGUAGAGGCGAAGAUGCGUCAAUGGCGUGGAAUAUCGUUGGCCAUUUGCGCGAAGAAAAUGCCGAGUUGAAUACUCGUGUGGGGCAACUCGAGGGCGCCGUGGAGAAUUGUUUAGAUAUCGUCAAGGGAUUGCAUGUUUAG
This is a messenger RNA of Xylona heveae TC161, 1122 nucleotides long. RefSeq lists its product as hypothetical. Bases 1 to 1122 code for a protein of 373 amino acids. Lineage: Eukaryota; Fungi; Ascomycota; Xylonomycetes; Xylonales; Xylonaceae. The record is from RefSeq and is a predicted model, not a curated record. The transcript has a single exon.